Recurvomyces mirabilis is the source of this 429-nucleotide messenger RNA. RefSeq lists its product as uncharacterized. The coding region runs from base 1 to 429 and encodes 142 amino acids. NCBI's taxonomy places the organism in Eukaryota, Fungi, Ascomycota, Dothideomycetes, Mycosphaerellales, Teratosphaeriaceae. The transcript has 2 exons. The record is from RefSeq and is a predicted model, not a curated record.
AUGCGGGAGGCAUGUAAAGAGCAAGCGCCCGGCCAACAAGCUUUACAAAGAAAGCUCUAUGAUGAGGCACGCGAGGACGAUUGGGCUCGGGAGAUUCUGAAGCGACACGACAAUCCUGACACCAGCUUGGAAGUGUUCGACUCGCGUCAGUCUGCCGUGGCGCGGUACUGCGAGUACCACGAUGCGCUGAGAAAGCUGCUGAAGAUCGACUUGAUGCACCGUACCCAGGGAUUCGUUGUCUUCGCACAUGCGAAUAUGCUAGUGACGAUGAGUAUGAUGGCUCCGGUGCAAUGGCAGAUGCCGGAGUGCAAGCAGAGCAGUGGAGCGGAGGGCGACUGUGGGAAGACGCCGGCUGCAAUCCUCAUGGACAUUGCACUUCAGUCUUCUCCCAGGAGUGGUGGAGAUUCGGGCUGGGACGUCAGCGCCUGA